AUGGCAAAUGGCCAGAUGACCAGGUGCAGUACACCGGCUCCAAUAGGAACACUUGCACCGCAAAAGUUAACCAUACUCCUAACGCCGAAAUGCUGUCAUCUGAACGUGCCUACUACGAAUAAUAAUUUUCAGCCAUCUCCGACGAAGUGUGACGCUGAGGAAGGAAUCAGCACCAGACAGCGGCGUGCGACCCGCACUAUAGUUAUGCUCAUGUCUCUCUUCCUGCUUUGUUGGACUCCUUUCUUCGUGAUGCUACCAGUCGAUUCCCUGUGCGAGUGCGUGUGGGACCCCACGUGGCAGUGGUGCACGUGGCUAGGCUACGUGAACUCCGCCCUCAACCCGAUGGUGUACGCCGCCGCGUCGCCCAGUGUGCGCCAGGCCUUAAGGGCCUCCGUAGCGGCCACGAGCAGCACCCACCACGCGGACAUACCGAUGACGCCGUGUGCGAGACGCGCC
This is a messenger RNA of Iphiclides podalirius (scarce swallowtail), 456 nucleotides long. NCBI's taxonomy places the organism in Eukaryota, Metazoa, Arthropoda, Insecta, Lepidoptera, Papilionidae. The record is from the annotation of a GenBank genome assembly.